AUGUUGUGGGAGUCCAGCCUAAUCGAGGAGUCGGAGAUGAUGCCACAGACAGUACCUCGAUCCGGGUGUAGCCCGCCGUCAGCCUCCCAGGGUGAAAGAACUGUUCCAGCCUCGCCGGCGGAUAUUCAUCAUCUGUUGCGCAUAUUGGGCGCCGCCUCCCCUCCAGAACCGAUGUUGCAUUCCCCUCCUAAUCCACACGCGAAGCCGCCCCCUCCUUAUCCCGAGGACAACAACGGCUUCCUAGAGCGAUUGUACGAUUUCGAGGGCUACCCAACACCGUCUCCUUCGUCCGACGAAGGAUCCAUUCCCACGGUGGCGUUGCAACCACCCUCGCCCUACAACUCUUUUCAGUACUCCCCACCAGUCUAUGUCAAGGAGGAACCGAACAGAUUGUCCGUCCCAGAAUUCGCUUCUCCCUAUCCCCUUUCGCCUUCGGGUUCCUGCGUUUCCUACAGCAGUCACAAUCAAUAUUCUUCACCGGUCUCACAUCACGAAGAUUAUAUAGACAUCGAAGAGUUGUUGAAAGAGAAUCAAAUACUGCAAGAAAGUGUCCAGCAUACGUACAUCACACCUAAACUUGAAGUGGAGGAGCCUCGGGAUCACAUUCUACUAAGAUCAGCCCUUGAAGACACAUCAUUCCAGAAGCGGCUGAACCUCAGGCCUAUUCCUUUAGAAUUGGGCAGUGUGAAGAUGGAAGAAAGUAGUGGCGGUGCGAGCGGAACUGGCGACGAUGCACUAGUAGCCCCAGACAUAGACCGUGUGCUCUCGAUGGCAAUCGAACAGUCCAAACGAGAUGUGGACAAUACCUGUACCGUACUUGGAAUCUCACCUGAUCCAAUGCAAUGGAGUGCCGAUGACGUGAAGUCUUGGGUGAUGUUCACACUGCAACACUUCAACCUACCAAUGGUUCCAGCCGAGUACUUCUCAAUGGAUGGAGCAGCGUUAGUCGCCCUCACGGAGGAAGAGUUCAACCGUAGAGCUCCACAGGCUGGAAGUACAUUAUAUGCCCAACUGGAGAUAUGGAAGGCUGCGAGACACGAGAGCUGGAGGCCGACGCCAUGGUCUGAGUCUGAACAGGCUUCGCCUAAACCCGCGCAAGUUUUGCCAUCAGCAGAGGACAUGAGCGAUGAUGAAGAUUCGGAGUCUGUAGGAGUAAGUGCAGCAUCAGCGGGAGGAAAGGCCAAAUCUGGCAGCACACAUAUACAUCUUUGGCAAUUCCUGAAGGAACUCCUGGCAUCCCCACAGAUACAUGGGUCCGCUAUCCGAUGGUUAGAUCGAAGUAACGGUGUGUUCAAAAUUGAGGAUUCCGUGCGUGUCGCGAGGCUAUGGGGCAAGCGUAAGAACAGGCCGGCGAUGAACUACGACAAACUGUCGCGGAGCAUACGUCAGUACUACAAGAAGGGCAUAAUGAAGAAGACGGAGAGGAGCCAGAGGCUGGUGUACCAGUUCUGCCACCCGUACUGCCUG
Molecule: messenger RNA, 1467 nt
Organism: Iphiclides podalirius (scarce swallowtail)
Lineage: Eukaryota; Metazoa; Arthropoda; Insecta; Lepidoptera; Papilionidae
Source: the annotation of a GenBank genome assembly